UUUCCAGCAGUCCCGCACAUACACUUAUGACCGUGGGGGAGCCCACUCUUUAUUUCUGUUCCGUUUCAAUCGUUCAUUCGUGUGGUUUCUUUCGCAGAGUUCGGUUUGCUGUCGGUCUGACGGAGGAGAUUUGAGUUCAACUGGUUUUUGCUGCCAACCAGCAUAAAUUAGAACUAGUUUCACAAAUUUGUGUUAUUCGUUUUUUGUUUAUUAAAAGUUCAUCACCCUGCAUUUCGCUCCGAGUGACUGGCUGAUCUUUUUAUCGGUGAUUUCCGGUUUUUCACAGUUCCUUUCGCCGAAGUGAGCGCUAUUGUGUUCUAAACAGAAAAGACCACAACAAAAGCGUAACCAACGCAAACAAAAAGUAAUCACCGCCGAUGAUGGUUCGAUGAUGGUCGAGAGAAAGUGAACGAACGCAAAUGAUUAUCGUGCUGGUUUGGUGGAAAAAAGACUCGCAACGGUCCAGUGAUCGUUUCUAGUUUAUUGUUGGAAUUCGAAGUGCCCUUUAAAUUUGGCAUUCUUCAUCGAUUGCUGGUGUGGUUGAGAAGGUGUUAAAUAUCGUACCGGUCGGCUGUUGCCACUGCUACGAAGGAUAUAGAUACCGAUAGGUUGUGUGAAUCCUGUGUGGGUGUCCGGAUACGACGAAGUGAUUUUUAUGAAUAUUCAAAUGAUCAAAUUUGCAUAAUUUUAACGGGUGGUGUUGAUGUGGUAAGAGUGUGCGGCUGAUUGGUGAUUUCCCUGACGAAAGUGCUCCUUGGUGUCUUAAAAUCUAAGUGCUAAGCAACUGGUUCGUAUUUCUAGUGUGCAUUUGAAGUUAGCUUCUGAGCCUUUAUGAAAACUGGAAGCUUUUCGGGAGCUAUUUUUCAAAUUUUCUACUGAUUGUGCAGGUUAUCUCUGACCGUUGACAAUACUUGUUUCAGGAGUUUGCACGCGAAGCGAAACUGGAUUAUUAGCAACACUGCAAGCCGACUUUCUGUUUCAGGUGCUGAGAAUCUGUUCCGUGCCGUCGUCAGCAUAAAAUAGUGGCAUAUUCGUUUGGACAGCAGUAAGACGAAGGCAGCUUCCGUGUGAAAGUCACUCAACCGCUUCUUCACUCAGAAACUUGUCAGCAGCGCCCGGUUCACAGUGGAGAAAAAGCUGAGCAGUGGUAAAAUGGCCAGCACCGGCGACAUUUGGUUGCAAUGGUUUUCCUGCUGCUUUCAGCCACAAAGCCCUCGACGACGGCGGCAUCACCAGCGAUUACGGAUAGAUCGAUCGAUGAUCGGGAAUCCCACCAAUUUCGUUCACACAGGUCACAUCGGAUCGAACGACGUCGAACUAUCGACAAAUCAUCUUUCAGCGAUACAAAACCAGAUGCAAAGUAAAGGUGGCUACGAAAUGAAUUCGCUUAGACUACAGGCCUGCUGAUAGGCAACGCUGUCCGUUAAUUUAUUGCUAGUUUGUAAGGUUAAUGAUACUAAAAACUUACAGUAACAGUGUACCGCAAAACAUUGAUUUUUAGCACACAAACAACCAUAAAGCAGUAGCAAGUAUUUAGGAUAUAACGGUGGACGAGCGGACACUGCCCCGAUUAUACAAAGCGGGCUUUAAAACCCGUUGGACCCAUCAGAGAAGCCCAUUUAAGACUCUCGAAAGGUUUAUGAUACCAUUUAGCAAGCGAAACAUUGUUCGUAUGUAUUUGAUAAUUAGGAUAAGAUAUGAUGCUAACAAAUUGAUAAAAUCUUGAACGAAUGAGGAGGAUGAUAUUAGCUGAAGUAUAAGUUAUAAGCGGUGAAAUAAACUAAACAGAGGUGCUUCACUAACAAAUAACAAUAAAUAACUAAAUAGAAAGUAAUAUUCGUAAAUGAUAAAAUAUCUACUGACUAAAAUGCCUAAGGCACGUUUGUAUAUUACUGUACAUAGUUCCUGUUUUACCGUGUGUGCUAGUUUCGAAUGCAAAUCGCAGCAAUACAAACGAUUUACCCAGCAACACAAGUAGUAUACGCAACCUUCCUACUACCUACAUUUACACUUGCAUUUCGGAAUGCGAAACUGAUUUUGUAAUGCCUUAUACGUAUUGAUUAAAGAAAAUCGUUUACAGUUUAAGGAUUAGUAACAAAAAAGUAUCGGUGCCUAAUAUAUGUACAUGAAUCCCACAUGUUUACAGUUUAACCCAAUGCAGAGGAAAUCGUUGACUAAGAGACCAGCAACAUUAGA
Molecule: messenger RNA, 2196 nt
Organism: Wyeomyia smithii (pitcher-plant mosquito)
Lineage: Eukaryota; Metazoa; Arthropoda; Insecta; Diptera; Culicidae
Gene: Spec2
Product: CDC42 small effector protein homolog
Exons: 5
Coding region: 1153-1407 (84 amino acids)
Biological process (GO): regulation of Rho protein signal transduction
Cellular component (GO): plasma membrane
Molecular function (GO): small GTPase binding
Source: RefSeq, a predicted model, not a curated record